GCUAUGGCUGACUACCCGCGUCUCAGCCCACACCGACGGCGGGAACCCGGAUGGAGGCUACGAAAAAAAAUAGGGCUCAAAAUCCUCGUCGGGCUCGUCGACGCAGACUUGUGAGGUCCCACUUGCCGCGCUAUCCUGAAGCUUGACCUCUUAUAUCAAGGCGGGAUCCCGUGCUCCCGCCGUCCUCGACGCCGAUGACGAGCAAUCUCGAUCGCAAACCCGAGGAUAGACACGACUGUGCUAGGACCAGGACUCAACCGGGACUCCUCCUCCCGCCACCGCCAUAGACCGAUCCACCCAUGGACUGGAAACCAAAGUACGUCGCGGCACCCGCGGACAGAGCCGUGCCCAAUAUCGCGGACGCUGGCUCGCCGUGGCCCGACAAAUUGGCCAAUGAGGGCUGGCGACAGCAUGAAUCAGAGAACACGACUCGCAAGUUGGGGGAAAGUGGUGAUCGCGAUGUCUGCCGCGAGAAGGCCGGCCUUCGCGCCGCCGCCGGGCCGCUCUGCCACCACGUUCGCGGGGCCCCUUUCACUACUCUGGUUGACUCCCGUAGCUCGUGGUACGGUUGGAUAUCUUGGGGUAUGUCGGUGCUUCUCUGCUCAGCUUUGCUCACGGCUCUCGUGGGAUCCAACCUGUUCCGAAAGAACGUGAUAAUAUUCGAUGCGACUCGCCAAAUGGACGGUGUCCGGUUGGUGACAGCUCAUCCGUCGCUGGAGUUCGAAUCGGCAUCUCCUUUGCCCCUGCGGCGGAGGGGCACUUGCCAGUCCGGAGGUGCCUCGAUCGAGGAAUUCAACCAACCACUGCGCAUCGGCGCCGUCUUCAUCAUCCUGGUGGUAUCGUCGAUGGCCUGCGCGUUCCCGAUCGCAGCCGCGCGCUUCCCGGGCAUCCGGAUGCCCGCGUCUUUCUUCUUCGCCGUGCGGCACUUCGGCACGGGCGUCCUGAUCGCGACCGCCUUCGUCCACCUGCUGCCGACCGCCUUCACCCUCCUCGGCGACCCCUGCCUAUCCCGGUUUUGGACCGACGACUACCCUGCCAUGCCUGGCGCCAUUGCGCUCGCCGGCAUCUUCAUCGUCACCGUUAUCGAGAUGCUUCUGCACCCGGCCCGCGGCACCCCAUACGAGAAGGCGGUGGCGUCGCCGCCGCCGCAGCCCGGGGCGGAGUCGGGGCAGAUCGCCUCCAAGCGGCCGCUCCAGGGCCGGCAGGGGAGUAUCAGCCGCACUAUAUCCGGUAUCGAAAGCAGUAACCGGGCACAGGCACAAGAAGAUAAGAUUGAGGCAGUAGGCGCGUUUAACGGAGCCUCUGACGAAGAGACGGGCUCGCAGCAUGCUGGGGUCGUCGUGCUCACACUGGAGCAGAAGCACCAGAAGGAAAUCAUACACUGCCUGCUCCUGGAGAUGGGUAUCCUGUUCCACAGCGUCUUCAUUGGCAUGGCGCUGAGCCUGUCCAUCGACCACAACGAGUUCAUCGUCCUGCUCAUUGCCAUCUCGUUCCAUCAAACGUUCGAGGGCCUCGCCCUCGGUGCGAGAAUCGCGGCAAUCACCUGGCCGCCGAAGAGCCUGCAGCCCGCCAUCAUGGCGAUCGCGUACGGAUGCACGACCCCGUUGGGCCAGGCGAUCGGGCUCGCGGCACGGUCGGCGUAUAGCCCGGACUCGGAGGUCGGGCUAGUGCUGGUCGGCGUCAUGAACGCCCUCUCGGCUGGCCUCCUUGUCUUCGCCUCUCUCGUCGAGCUUCUAUCUGAAGACCUACUCUCUGACGAGAGCUGGCGCGUGCUGCGCGGACAUCAUCGUGUGUACGCUUUCCUGCUCGUCCUCGCCGGCGCCUUCGGCAUGAGCCUCGUUGGCGCGUGGGCAUAGGUAAGCGUGUGGAUGCGUCGUUGCGUGCAUGCGUAUGGUCAUAACCCGCAGCGACAGCGAAGGAGGAGGGUGAUGAAAAAGAGAAUGCCUA
Molecule: messenger RNA, 1947 nt
Organism: Durotheca rogersii
Lineage: Eukaryota; Fungi; Ascomycota; Sordariomycetes; Xylariales; Xylariaceae
Product: ZIP zinc transporter-domain-containing protein
Exons: 4
Coding region: 300-1856 (518 amino acids)
Biological process (GO): zinc ion transmembrane transport
Cellular component (GO): plasma membrane
Molecular function (GO): zinc ion transmembrane transporter activity
Source: RefSeq, a predicted model, not a curated record